UGAGGCGCCGCCGCACUGGUCGGGUUUUGAAUUGUACCUUCUUGUUCAACAGACUCAUUCGCUUUUUAAAGCAUCUUUGUUCUGCUCCCUUUUUGAAAUGCCUAAAUCACGAUCCACAGAAGAGCUUGAACAAUUAGCCAACAUCACAGUUGAUCAUAACAUUCCAGUCAAACUGUACUUCCGCUCUGCAGAGUUAUUACUUAAGCAAGCCCGAGUAUAUAAACUUGAAAAUGACUUGGAACAUGCAUAUAUUCUUUAUAUGAAAUAUACAAACUUAGGUGUUAACGAGCUACCGAAACAUCCGGGAUAUAAGAAACCUGAAAAUAAGAAAAAUAUUAGGGCCUUGAAUAAAAACUGCCUGGAAGCGCUAGAGGCUUUAGAAAGCAUAAAGCCUAAACUAAAUGAGGCCUAUAAUAGAUACCAUUACCAACAAUAUCAAGCAGCUGAACUAGAGAGCGUGCGAGAAAAGCCAUCAAGGGAUGAAGAUCAAGCGAAUAUACCAGCUGGGCAUGAAUUGGAUGGGCAAACAAUAGACCGACUGGAUGAUUCACUCAAAGAAUGGAGUCUUCAGGACGCGUUAAAAGGUGUUGCAGGUGUAGGAUACAAUGAACCAUCCGUGAGUGAUCAUAGCCAUGCCACAUAUAGACCUUAUGGAACAACAGAAUACCCCAGCCUAUCUAUUCAUAAUCAAAGUGACAACUUCAGUUAUCAGGCACCACAGCCCAGCUACCGACCAAUGUCCGUCCAUUCCGUUCCGCCAACGCCACCUCCCAAGAUACUGCCUCAACGUCAACAGCAUCCCGCCAUACCACCAAAGGUGCCGAUCGCUUCUGAAAAAAUAACACCAGCAUUACCACCAAAGAUAAAGCUCAAUUCCGGACCAACCGUGGAUGCUUCCUCAGAAAGAGGUGAACCCCUCCGUCGACUGAUCUUACCAAAACGCUUACAGACUAGAUUUUUAUCAAUCGCAGAACCCAACACUCGUAAAAAGAUUGAAACGUGUGGAAUACUCGCUGGAAAACUGAAAAACAAUGUCUUGAAAAUCACUACAUUGAUUAUACCAAAGCAGAUAGGUACAUCAGACACAUGUACUACUGAGAAUGAAGAAGAACUAUUUGACGUUCAGGAUAAAUAUGAUCUUCUCACUUUUGGCUGGAUUCAUACACAUCCAACACAGUCUUGUUUUUUAAGUUCAGUUGAUUUGCACACACAUUGCUCUUAUCAGCUUAUGUUACCUGAAGCGAUAGCCAUUGUUUGUUCACCUUCCCAGGAACCAGAUUUUGGAAUCUUUAGGUUAACUGAUCCACCUGGACUAGAUAUCAUCAGUAAUUGCAAGAGACAGCCUGCCUUUCACCCUCAUCCUGAUUUGCCUAUUUAUACUAAUGUUAUGGAUGAUGGACAUGUUAGAACACUGGAUUAUGACUUUGAUAUCCUAGAUUUGCGGAAAUAACUUUAUCUAUGAAUAAAGACCUACAGCAAUUGGAUCUGCAUAUAAUGUACUGUUAAAAUACACUGCUUACUUUUAUGAAUUCUACGAGAUGUUUAGAAAACAUGAAUCUCAAGUCUAGGACUAACGUCAAGCUCGCAACUAUCUCUCUGAUCAAUACUACCAUAGUUGUAUGUCACAGUUUGGAUAGGAUAUAUUUUUAUAUAAAAGCGAGACAUCUUUAUUCAUCAACUAUAAUCACAUCUUUCCUUUUACAAGUGAUAAUACUAAUGUCUUGGAAUUGUCUCCCAUUACAAAUGAUUCAAUAUGUUCUCUCAUUGAUUGAUUAAAGUGUUAAAAGCGCUGGUAUCUCUUUUUCGUUUAUGUCGUAAACUACAAAGCUUACCACCGCGUAUUAACAAGAUCACAGACAGAUGAAGAUAUGUAAGAUUAAAACUGAG
Molecule: messenger RNA, 1887 nt
Organism: Rhizopus microsporus ATCC 52813
Lineage: Eukaryota; Fungi; Mucoromycota; Mucoromycetes; Mucorales; Rhizopodaceae
Product: Mov34-domain-containing protein
Exons: 10
Coding region: 98-1450 (450 amino acids)
Biological process (GO): protein K63-linked deubiquitination
Cellular component (GO): endosome; membrane
Molecular function (GO): protein binding; metal-dependent deubiquitinase activity; K63-linked deubiquitinase activity
Source: RefSeq, a predicted model, not a curated record